Rotaria sp. Silwood1 is the source of this 543-nucleotide messenger RNA. The record is from the annotation of a GenBank genome assembly. Lineage: Eukaryota; Metazoa; Rotifera; Eurotatoria; Philodinida; Philodinidae.
AUGCCUGUUACUGCAGAAAGUAUUACAAGAAAUUUUCAAAAGGCAUAUCCAAAUGAUGCAUUGUAUGUUUGCAAACUCAGAACAUCUGGUGGAUAUGGUUUGUUUUAUGGCACUCAAUUGCUAGAUGUUCAAUUAGAAAAUAAAGAUUGGUUGACAGUUUUCAAAUUAGAAAAAUCUUCCGGAGUUUCUAUCGAUGAUAAUAUUGUCAAACAAAAAGCAUUUCCUUUUGUUUAUGAUACAAAAGGUAUAAUAGAUAAUGAAGCACGAUGUGUUCGACUUCGUAACAGUUUAAAGACUGUAUUUUCCAAUCAUUACGUCAAUAUAUUUAUUUAUAAUGAAGCCUGGGCAUAUAAUGGUCUGGCUUUGGGCUUUGCUGAGUUUAGAAAUGAUGCUACGAAUAAAUAUGUGUUUGGUUUGAGAAAACUAUAUGGAAAUUUUAGAAUGGAAUGUUUAAAACCAAUGAUUGCAAAUAUCACAGAUUUUGAUUUAGAAUAUUUGGAAUUAAAAGUAGCUGGAAUAUCUGAUAUUCUUAUUCAUAAUUGA